Molecule: messenger RNA, 1175 nt
Organism: Rubroshorea leprosula
Lineage: Eukaryota; Viridiplantae; Streptophyta; Magnoliopsida; Malvales; Dipterocarpaceae
Source: the annotation of a GenBank genome assembly
GCUCAACAACAAUCCUUAGAAUUUUAAUUCCGAUUUUACCUUCCAAAUAUUUUCCAAACCAUCCGGCGAGGCUUUCCGCGGCGGUGAUGAAGGUUCCAGUCGGGUUUCUGUCAAAACUCUGUGGUUUCUUCCCUUCUUCUUCUUGCUCAUCAUCCUCGGCCUCCUAAAAGCUGCAAUAAUUGGUCCAAUAGUUGUCGGAAUUCUUCUGACCGGAAAUUCGGCUGUGGUAAUUGGACUCUGGCCUGCUCAUUUCAUUUGAGCUUAGUAUUGCGUCACAAGAACGAAAAAGAUGGGGCUGGUUCUGAAGAUUCUGGUGCUAGUAUUGUUGCCAGUGCCGUUGGUUCUGUGGGCAAUCCUUGGAAUUGUUGGAAGCCUUUUAGCUGGAACUGGGCAUGGGUUUUUUGCUCCCCUCAUUUCCACUUUUGAGGGUGUUGGGCAGAAUGUCACUAACAAAUGCUACCACUGCUUUGUCGUAGCAAUUGCUUUGUGGAAAAGUCCUUACAUGUUGUUUAAGGGAUGGAAGAGGCUACUUGAAGAUUUGAUUGGCAGAGAAGGACCGUUAUUGGAGACAGUAUGUGUUCCUUUUGCUGGUCUAGCCAUCCUUUUAUGGCCUUUGGCUGUCAUUGGAGCUGUGAUUAGUGCUAUCAUUGCCAGUUUCUUUUUGGGUUUUUAUGGGGGAAUAGUUGUUCUUCAGGUGUGCCACAAGCCUCAUUUCUUCAUUGUUCAUUCUGCAUUAAUCACAGAUGGGAUUUUCUUAUAUCCCAUAUCUGUUGGUUCACUUUUUGCCAGACCCAGAUAUCGUAGAAACAUGAGCAGCGACCAUGAGAGAAAAGAGCCAGAUGAGAAUGAUAACAAUGAACUGAAGAAUAGAAGAGAAGAUCCAUCAAGUGCAAAAAUUGUCUUGCAGCAAUCGAGAACAUUGAGAUGGCCAAUCCAAGAACACAAAGCAUUUCAGGUCAAGACAUUUCAACAUACAAUUUCAAGCAAAUAUGAGAUAGAUUAGUACUUAAUUGCCUUUGAUACAGGUAUGGGACUGGCUGUUUAAAUCUUGUGAAAUGAAUGGUAGGAUUCUUCUUCAUGAUGGCUUGUGUUAUCCCAAAAAAUCUCCUUGACACGUGGCAGAUGAAAUGGCGUGCCACUUGCUUUGCUCAAAACAAGAAAAAUUUCUCCGACGA